Molecule: messenger RNA, 306 nt
Organism: Protopolystoma xenopodis
Lineage: Eukaryota; Metazoa; Platyhelminthes; Monogenea; Polystomatidea; Polystomatidae
Source: the annotation of a GenBank genome assembly
AUGGAGACUGUAUACCGCGCAUUUCGAGAUCAACUCAAUCUGCGCCCGUCUAUAACGCUAGCCCAGUUCUUCUCCCACUCCUAUGCGGAACGAAAGAUUGAGUUGGCCUGUAUGGCUGCCGCUCGAGUCCACGACCAAUCGACGCGUUUUGUCAAGCGACCAACGGCCAUGAGCAACAAUACGUCGCCGGCAAUGGCACCUUUGGCUUCAGCAAAUAUGAACGGAUCUCUCCAGCGUCAGCGACCCUCAAGCCAAUGUUUAAGCGGGACAGUUAGUGGACGAUCAUCUGGGUUGCAGAACGCUUAG